UCAAGUUGUUUAUUAAUUUCAUUGAACAUCCUCGUGAUAAAGAGAUAAUCUAAUUUUACCAGAGGCUUCAAGUUUUUAAUAUUUUUAUAUCUGUAAUUAUUACAAAUACUUUAUUAGAUUAUGUCUAUUGAAAAUCUGAAUGAUUCCUGUUUACUCAGAAUAUUUCGUGAAAUCGAUGACAACCAAACUUUGAUUAUGUGCUCACUAGUUAACCGACGAUGGUAUUCAUUAAUUUUGCCUAGUUUGAAGAGAUUUGAGUACGGGGAGAGAAGUCAAACUGAAAGGUACGGAUUAAGAAUAAGAAACGAUGGUGAAAUCGUUGUUUUUACGAAUGAAACCGAGCCUGGCUUUUUAACGGUAAUUGGAGACAAAAUUAAACAACUUUACAUUCCAAAUAUGACAUUAGACGAGUUUAAAAAAUAUGUAAAAUAUCUACCAAGACUAGAACGAUUACAUCUGUCAAGCUGCUCUGGUUUCUCAAAGCCAAGUGAACGUUAUGAUGGACCUAAACUCGAAAGACUAGAAAUACUUGAAAUAAGAACAGAAUCAUCUGUGAGCAGUGAGCCAUACAGGGGGUUAAGUUUAAUGGAUCGAUGUCCUUCGCUGAAAAGCGCUUUCCAUUGUGUCGAUGGGGAAGAGUUUUUUGUUGACACACAAGUGACAAAUUAUCAUUUAGAGGAUUUGGUUAUUGAAAAUAGCUUUUCCACUCAUGCAGUUAAUUGGCCAACUUUACGAAAGAUUUUAAGAAAAUGUCCUAAUCUAAAGCAUUUAGCUAUAAGACAUUCGUACGACACUGAUAUUGAAGAUGAAAAUAUACCAGAAAUGCUGGAAUUGUUACCGAAAGUGGUUCUAAUCGAUUUACGAAAGUCUCCUGGUGUCACUGAUAUAUCUGCUGAUUAUGUGGACGAGUAUUGUAAACUUCACAAUCGUUCAAUAGCAUUUUAUUAUGCUAAAGAACACGAUUAUGACAUCAAAGUUGAUUGGCCACAAUUAUCAAGCAAAGUGUCUCAAAGAUGCCAUGGCUACAGCUUCAUGGUGCAUUGUUUCUUGAAAUCAUUCGGCGGAUUACCUUCAUCCAUGAACCCACCCUACUUACCUUUGCUCAAAGAUUAUGUUCGCAAAUAUAAUUCGACACCUAAAGUUGAAGAAGAAGAUUCAGUUUUAGGUAAUUUUUUCGACUAACGAUUUUAAUAUUUUGUAAGUGACUGUUAAAUUUUAAUUUUUU
Tetranychus urticae (two-spotted spider mite) is the source of this 1225-nucleotide messenger RNA. RefSeq lists its product as uncharacterized. NCBI's taxonomy places the organism in Eukaryota, Metazoa, Arthropoda, Arachnida, Trombidiformes, Tetranychidae. The record is from RefSeq and is a predicted model, not a curated record. Gene Ontology annotation, molecular function: protein binding.